Molecule: messenger RNA, 1415 nt
Organism: Apis florea (little honeybee)
Lineage: Eukaryota; Metazoa; Arthropoda; Insecta; Hymenoptera; Apidae
Gene: MICU1
Product: Mitochondrial calcium uptake 1
Biological process (GO): mitochondrial calcium ion homeostasis; calcium import into the mitochondrion
Cellular component (GO): uniplex complex
Molecular function (GO): calcium ion binding
Source: RefSeq, a predicted model, not a curated record
AUGUGUAUAAAACAAGAGUUGCAGUCUUAUUGUUUGGAAUCGAAUAAGAAAAAAUAUUAUUCUACGGUAAUUGCUGCUGAAAUGAUCAUCAAUGAAGAAUCAAAUGAUGAAAGUAAAAAUGAACAAUUGGAUGAAAUGCAAGAGGAUAAAAAGAAAAAAAGAAAGGAAAGGAUUGGUUUUCGUGAUAGAAAGAUUAUAGAAUAUGAAAAUCGUCUGAGAGCAUAUUCGACUCCUGAUAAAAUUUUUCGUUACUUUGCAACCAUAAAAGUAUCGAGUUUAGAGGGUACUGAAAUUUAUAUGACACCUGAUGACUUUUUAAGAUCAAUCACUCCUGACAUGAGACAACCAGACGGUCUUGGACUGGAUAAAUAUAAACGUUAUGAUCCUAAAAAUGUUCACUCAAGAUUAGAGUUGACCUUAGAUGAAGAUAGUAUUUUUUACAAACUUGGAAGCGCUGGUUUAAUUACUUUUUCCGAUUAUAUAUUUCUGCUUACUGUAUUAUCUACUUCCAGAAGACAUUUCGAAAUUGCCUUCAGAAUGUUUGAUUUUAAUGGAGAUGGUGAUGUGGAUUCUGAAGAAUUUGGAAAAGUCGCUACAUUAAUUCGUCAACAAACCAGUAUUGGUAAUCGACAUCGUGAUCAUGUUGCUACUGGUAACAUGUUUAAAGGUGUUAAUUCAGCAUUAACUACAUAUUUUUUUGGAUCAAAUAUGAAAAAAAAAUUAACAAUUGAAAAAUUCCUGGAGUUUCAACAGCAAUUGCAAAAAGAAAUACUUAGUUUAGAGUUUGAACGAAGAAAUCCUGAUGAAAAUGGUAGAAUUACUGAAGUAGAUUUUACCGAACUAUUACUCGCAUAUGCUGGAUAUCCUGACAAAAAGAAAGCGAAAAUUAGAAAAACCGUUAAAAAACGCUUUAAGGAUAAUCCAAAGGGAAUAAAUAAAGAUGAAUAUCUAAAAUUCUUUCAUUUUUUAAAUAAUAUUAACGACGUGGACACAGCUUUGACAUUUUAUCAUAUUGCUGGAGCAUCUAUCGAUCAAGCAACUCUGAAACAUGUGGCAAAAACAGUGGCUCAUGUUGAUUUGAGUGACCAUGUAAUACAAGUAGUUUACACAAUAUUUGACGAAAAUAUGGAUGGCCAAUUAAGCAACAAAGAAUUUGUCGCUGUAAUGAAAAAUAGAGUACUACGUGGAUUGGAGAAGCCGAAAGAUACUGGUUUUGUAAAAUUGAUUGAAUCAAUAGUGAAGUGUUUAAAAAUCAGUUAUAAUAUGCAUCUUGAUAGUUAGGUUUAAAUUACUACAGCUUAAAUAUUUUUUUAUGGCGUUUAUUAAUCUAUUUAAAAUGAUUUAUCUUAUUAAAAGAAUAUCAUUAUUAAAUGUAUAAUGAAUAAAAAAAAUAAAUAUUAGAUUUAAUCGAUUUA